AUGUCAACGGACAACAAACCCCAUUUAGACCUUAUCGACUAAGAGCACCAAGAGUUAAAAGAGCCCCUUCUAGGCGGUACUUAAGAGAGAGAAUAACAUACUGCAAAAGCUAGUGGAGCAGGUACAAGAACUAAUGGAUAAAGCUUUACAGGUCAAAAAGAAGGUCAAUCUAUGAAUGUGAGUAUUUCAAAAAAGUAGAAAAACUGGAUCUCGUUAGGUCAAACUGCAGAGAUUGAAUUCAUCGAUCAACCUUCAUUAACAUACAAAAAGCAAUCUAUAAUCGGUGACCCAGAUGUAUAGUAGAUACAAUUAGGAGAGAAUUCUCAAUUACUGCAAUCACAUUUAUCUGGCUAUAACCCAUAUACUGGAAAGGGAAAUCAUUCUACAAGCAGAAUUGCCAUCAUAGAUAAACGAUCUAUACACGACCCAAAUCAUGCAAGCAGAAUUACUAUUAUAGAACUUAAUGAACCCAUUCCUCCUCCUUAGACCUGCUGUGAAUUACUAAAAGGUAUUUUGAUAAUGAAAUUUGCAGUUCUAAAUCUGACUAUUAGUGGUAUCUUGAUUAAGGUGCAUUAUGAUUACAAUCCAAAGGUCACUAUUUAUGAUAUGGUAUUCGUAAGAGCAUUCGCUUAACUCUUGAUUUCUUAUUUAAUAGCAUUAAAAGAUAGAGUAAGUCUUACUGAUAUUCCAGAUGACUAAUGGAAGCUAGUUAUAAUCAGGUCUAUUACUGGAACUAUGACUUUUUUCUUGUUUAAUACUGCUGUAAAACUAAUUUCUCUGUCUAAACUUGCCUUUUUAAAUAACACUUCUCCUUUGUUUGCUACAAUCAUUGCCUUCCUAUUCUUAGGAGAAAGCAUGAGCAAGCAUGAAUUGAUAAGUCUUUCAAUCUGUAUUAUUGGUGUAGCUAUUCUAGUUUAACCUUAUGGGGAUAGCGCUUAAGAGUAGGCUGAAAAUACCUUGGGUUCUCUACUAGUUUUGAUAAGUGCUUUCUUAAACGCAGUAAACUUUUGCUUGCUAAGAAUGAUGAAAGGGAUUCAUUAUGCUAUUAGUCCAUUUUAUUAUGGAAUUCUUGGAACUUUCACAAGUUUGACCUUCAUUUUGCACAGUGAGGCUUAAAACUUUAGUUCACCAAGUAGACUUGGCUUCUACGACUAUGUUCUUUUCGGAGCAGUCGGUCUAACUAGUGCUUCUGGCGCAAUGGCUAAGAGCUUAGCUUUCCAUUAUGAGAAAGUCUCAACUCUGAGCUUGCUUAAAUACACUAAUCUGUUCUACUCAUUAGCAGCAGAUGUACUCUACUUUAACAGCCAUAUUUACUUUGGAGAAAUAUUCGGUGCCGCCCUCAUCAUUUGUUCAAGCUUUGUAAUAGCAUUUUUGAAACUCAAUCAAAUCAUCUGA
Molecule: messenger RNA, 1395 nt
Organism: Stylonychia lemnae
Lineage: Eukaryota; Ciliophora; Spirotrichea; Sporadotrichida; Oxytrichidae
Source: the annotation of a GenBank genome assembly